AUGACAGACGAAACCACCAAUCACCUCUUAGCCGUCACCAAAAAUAGUCAUGAAAAAUUAGAGAAUAACCCCUCUAUACAUUCAAUUCCCAACUUUCUUGCAAAUCUAGGAAGCGGAUUUAUGCCAUACGAUGAUAAGCUAAUUAUACCUUCGAUGAUAGUCACGACACUUGAAAAUCCCAAUUUGGCGUUAUUGAGUGAUUCAUUUCAUUUAUUGAGCGAUUUAGUUAGCUUCACAAUUUCUCUGUUAUCCAUAUAUCUAUCCCAUCGUCCCGCUUCAAAGUCGCAUUCAUAUGGAUAUUACCGAGCUGAAAUAUUGGGUGCACUUUUUUCGAUUUUGCUCAUAUGGAUUCUCACCUGCUUCCUGUGUUUAGAAGCCUACGAUCGAAUAAGCAAUCCGAAAGAAGUAGAUGGAAAGACCAUGUUUAUUAUAUCCUGCAUAGGCGUUUUUGUCAAUUUGCUGUUAAUUUUCGUACUAGGCCAUACUCACUUUCAUAGUCAUGACAGCAAAGACAAUAAGGACAGUCAUAAUAAUGGAGAUGGCGUUAAUAUUCGAGCGGCUUUACUGCAUGUGUUUGGCGAUUUACUCUCAUCAUUAGGAGUCUUGAUUUCAUCAAUCGUCAUUAUCUACGAUCCAAGUAAGGUGUGGGUAGAUCCGCUGUGUACAUUUUUCUUUUCGGUAUUGGUAAUGGCGACCACGUUUGGAAUAUUGAAGAGUAGCAUAAGAGUACUGAUGGAAGCGACGCCACCUCACAUUGACAUACAAGCCGUAAAAUUAGACCUGAAGUCUAUCGAGGGUGUAAGGAGCGUACAUGACUUGCAUGUCUGGGAUUUGACUGUUGGAAAAACAAUACUCGUUGCCCACCUAAAACUCCAAAAAUACAGUCCAACUCAAUAUUCCGAAACAUUCACGCGAUCCUCAAUAUUAUCAAUGGCCCGAAAGAUGUUGAGAAAGAAAUAUAAUAUUUUUAUG
Messenger RNA from Acaulospora morrowiae, 972 nucleotides. The record is from the annotation of a GenBank genome assembly. Lineage: Eukaryota; Fungi; Glomeromycota; Glomeromycetes; Diversisporales; Acaulosporaceae.